Molecule: messenger RNA, 710 nt
Organism: Diabrotica virgifera virgifera (western corn rootworm)
Lineage: Eukaryota; Metazoa; Arthropoda; Insecta; Coleoptera; Chrysomelidae
Product: protein PBDC1
Exons: 3
Coding region: 157-621 (154 amino acids)
Cellular component (GO): cytoplasm
Source: RefSeq, a predicted model, not a curated record
UUAAAUUAAUCAAUCAUUAAAAAGAAGAAUGCAUAAUUUGUCAACAAAAUAAACGUCAGUGUCAGUGUCACUAGUGUCAGUCAGUUAAACGUUAACGUUAAACAAGUAUUUUAUUACAUGGUAUCACACGUGUUGUAGGAAUUCCCUUUAAAAACGAUGGAUGUCCUUAGUCGUCCUGCGGAAGAAUUUGAAAAUGACCAAACAGUGGAAACUAUGUGGGCUAUAAAAGCCUUCGAACAUGCCGAAGUUUACUUUAACAUUUUAUGUUCAGUUGAUCCAAAAUUGCUCAAACUAACACCAGUAGAUGAUUUAAUCUAUAAAGUCUUUAGAGAAGAAUUCCCAAAACUAGAAGUCGAAGUAAUAAUAGAAAAUGAAUUGAAGAGCACAAAAGAAAAAAGCAAGUGGAGACCUUUUUGUGAACGCUUUAAGACCAUUGUAGAAGACUAUAGUUAUGGUACUUUACUGAGAGCAGAUGCCAAAGAUGAUUAUAAAGAGGAGAACACCAUAUUAGUUACUAGGAUUCAAUUUUAUGCCAUCGAACUGGCCAGGAAUAGGGAGGGAGUCAAUGACAUUCUAAGGAAAAAGUUCUGGCCUGAAGCCAAGGAAGAGAAAGACGAUUAGGAAGUAUUUAAUAAAUCUCAGUUUUUUUAUACAUUUUAGUUAUUUAUAAGUUUUUUGUAAGUCGAAAAAUAAAGUAUACUUAUCAUUUU